AUGAAUACUCUAACCAAGUCGCGAUGGACCGAUGAUGGAGAAAAAUCUCCCACACCGGUGAAAGCUACCAAAAGUAUUACUGGUUUAAAGAGACACAAGACAGAAAGGCAGUGUGAAGCCACCGAGAGCACAAGAGAGCCAGUAGAACCUUUCGAGCCCAAUUCAAACCCAACAGCUCGAGCAGCUAAGCGUCUAAAGCUACCUAGCAGUGAGACUGGGACUCCAGAAAAAGAAACAUCCACGUCAACGAAGCUAUUACGCUUCCCGGCACCAUCAUGGCAAAAGUGUAGAAGCAUUGAGGAAUAUGAGAAGCUAAACGACAUUGAAGAAGGUUCCUAUGGCUGGGUAUCACGGGCAAAGGAUACAACUACAGGUGAAGUGGUUGUGGUGAAAAGAUUAAAGAUGGAUACUUGGAAUAGUGGCAUACCUCUGACUGGAUUACGGGAGAUACAGAUCUUGAGAGAUUGUGAGCAUCAAAAUAUUCUCAAAUUAAGAGAAGUAGUGGUAGGAGAGGAUGAAAAUAAAAUCGAAAAUAUCUUUAUCGUCCUUGAUUUCAUAGAACACGACCUUCAUACUUUGUUACAAGACAUGUCUGAGCCGUUUCUAGUAUCUGAGAUUAAAACAAUUCUACUACAGCUUAUAUCAGGUGUAUCUUAUCUUCACACCCACUGGAUCUUACACCGAGAUCUCAAAACUUCAAAUCUUCUUCUCAACAAUCGUGGAGUCCUCAAAAUUGCCGAUUUUGGCAUGGCUCGCUACUUUGGUGACCCUCGUGCCACGCUGACACACUUAGUGGUCACCGUCUGGUAUAGGGCUCCUGAACUUAUUCUAGGCGUUAAAGAUUAUGGCACCAGUAUUGAUACAUGGAGUAUUGGAUGUAUUUUUGGUGAGCUUUUGGCAAAAGAACCAUUAAUACAGGGCAAAGAUGAGAUUGAUCAACUCUCUAAGAUCUUUGAGAUUUGUGGUACUCCUACGCAAGAGAUUUGGCCUGGAUUUAAAUUUCUCCCUAAUGCACGUCUUCUUCGCUUGCCGCAAACACCUAUUGCACAAGGAUCAGUCUUGAGGGCCAAGUUUCCUUUCUUAACAGCAAUAGGAAGCUCUCUACUCAUCGAAUUAUUAAGCCUAAAUCCUGCAAAAAGACCAAGGACAGAAGAUAUAUCUAAUCAUGCUUUCUUCCGAGAGGACCCAAAGCCCAAGAGUAGCAAGAUGUUUCCAACUUUCCCCAGCAAGGCGGGUCAGGAAAAGAGACAUAAAAUGAACACGCCUAAUGCACCCCUUAGGGAAAGUGUUUCCAAAAGCAUGGCUGCAAGUUCCAGUGAUAUUUUCGCAAGAAGAGAAGAUGAAGAAAGAGGUAGUGGGUUUUCCCUGAGAUUAAUAUGA
Messenger RNA from Blumeria graminis f. sp. triticale, 1380 nucleotides. NCBI's taxonomy places the organism in Eukaryota, Fungi, Ascomycota, Leotiomycetes, Helotiales, Erysiphaceae. The record is from the annotation of a GenBank genome assembly.